Molecule: messenger RNA, 232 nt
Organism: Paramecium sonneborni
Lineage: Eukaryota; Ciliophora; Oligohymenophorea; Peniculida; Parameciidae
Source: the annotation of a GenBank genome assembly
AUGAAUUUCCAAGUAGAUAAGGAUCAUAGUAAAAUAAUUUUUAUGGCUAAAUUAGGUUUAGGUAUAAUGAAACUCCAAAAGUAGUGAUCAAUUUAGAGAGUAAUAGUAAGAGUAGUAAGAUAUUUAUAAAUAUUAGUAGAUAUCUUAAAUAGUUAGAAUGAAACAAUAUGUAAAUGGAACUCCAAUCAAUGCAAGAAAGAGAGAAAAAAGUUUAACUCUUGUUAAUAAAUGA